ACAUGCAAGAAAGGAAAAUGGGGCGCACGGUUUCCAGUGUGUAAAGGUCAGAAUUGUUAUCUUGUGCUUGUCAUUACUGUAAAUUGUGCAAUUCAAUACAUUUCAACUACUUUCUCCUACGUGGGCGUUCAAGAACUAAGAAAAUCUAUUAUGACAACAGCAAUCUAUAGCAAUUUGAUAUAAAAUAAGAGGGAAAUCAAGAAUAAUAAUAUAAAUAGAAACAAACUCAAUAAACAGUGAUAAAUUAAUUCAAUUAGAAUGAAAAAGACUGUUUUCAUCGUUCAAAAGGCUUGAUGACUGAAAUUCUUAUGUUCCAGCCCAAAUCAUUUCGACGCCAGUACUAGAUAAAGUUUUACAGUUAAGAUGGCCCAUGAUUUAAAAAUUUUAGAUCUUUCUGGAGCAGUUGCAAAGGAAAACGGUGUUCAGGCCUCCUAGUUUAAUCGUAUCGUGAAACUUUGGAAUUACCCUUGUUCUAUUGCUCCUAGUCUUCUAGUAUUUUAGUCAGGCGUUGGAAUGGGGUGCGUCAGCACACUGAUUGUAAACCUUUGUGAAGGAAAAGUAGAAUGCAAAUUCAAACUUUUUCGAUUAAUGACAAUUUAACCAUGUAACGAAAAAUAGAGAAAUACCAUACAACCUAAUGUUAAGGGGAAUAUGUAGGCAUGAAAAGCUUAAACGUUUUAACCCGCGAGAGUAAACUGAGAAAGAAAUUAGUUAUUUAGAGAACACAGUUUUCGUAAUGAAUACACCGGCGCUGACCUAUAAAUAUCACAGUUCUUUUCUAGUUCUUAGAUAAUAUCUUAAUUGCUCACUGCCGAAUGGUAACUAAUAAAAUAACAGUAUUCUACUUGAAAAUGUACGUCUAAAAGGCAAAGAGCAAUUUAAUGUUUACCUUUGAGCUAAAUUUAGUAAUUCUUUCCUGUUUGACUCCGUAGCAUCAUGUGGUAGGCCCAGCAUACCUGCGAAUGGCAGAAUAGUGGGAAAUAUCUUCAGUCAUGGAAAAUCUGUAUGGUUUUACUGUUCGUUUGGCUAUUCAAGAGUUGGCGUCGGUUCGAUUAAAUGCGAUGAUGGCAAAUGGGAUAAGCCGUUUCCAGUCUGCAAAGGUGAGAAAUGUGUUAUUUUUCGCAACUACAUGCAAUCAUGAUGAGUUAAGUAACGUUUGCUUUACGAUAAAUUAAAGGCAUCUGCCCAACGCCGAGCGAUCCACGAAACGGAAAAUUGGGUCAGAAGGUAUCCCUUGACAAACGUUUCCUUGACGGAGAUGAAGCAACAUUCUCCUGCAACCGCGGGUAUGACUUGGUUGGUAAAAAAAAACUUCGCUGUGUUGGAAAAGUAUGGGAUUUUGGAGAGCCUGAAUGUAAAGGUGAGAAUGUUCCAGCUCUUUUGAAUAAAAGGUAUCUUUUGAGAAAUAUUUUUGCUUCAAUGACUGGUGACCGCUUGAAUUAAUAGCUUUUUAGUUUUCCUCUCCCGCCCCCUUCCCUUCUCCCUUUUAAGAACAGUUCUGAUUAUGAAACACAAGCCAAUCAACGUAUCCUCAAGAAAGAAAAAAUCGUUAUAGAGGUUGUAGGGAAGUUGAUCUUUAUGCAAAAAUCGAGACUGACUCAAACUGUUCUGCCGGGAAACGUGAUAUUAACAGCAUCUAAUAUACCAGUAUCAAUGUGCUUCCGCGAUCACAUACAGACGACAUUUGAGUCAUGGCUCCUCGAAAAGCAACUCCUGCGGAACCUCUCUUAAUUAAGAUGAGAAGUAAAUAAUUCCUUUGAUCAUAGAAGAUACUUUCUAGGGUGUUAAGUUAUCAAUAUGUAUCAUGAAGAUACAAUAUUCAGUAAAUGAUUAAAAGAAACUUUACGUGAUGACAUAAUACAUUUGCGAAACUUACACCACAACAUCAACAUACUUUACAAAUUCUUUUAGCUCCAUGCAAUGACCCAGGAUUCCCAGCAAAUGGCAAUGGGCAAUGGCGGGACCUUAAACACAACUCGUGGGUAACAUUUUCUUGUAAUAAAAAAUAUCAGCUUGAGGGAAGAAGACAAAUACAAUGUAAAGAUGGCAUUUGGAGUGGUAACCGUCCUAAAUGUGUCGGU
Messenger RNA from Pocillopora meandrina, 2081 nucleotides. The record is from the annotation of a GenBank genome assembly. Lineage: Eukaryota; Metazoa; Cnidaria; Anthozoa; Scleractinia; Pocilloporidae.